Molecule: messenger RNA, 711 nt
Organism: Branchiostoma belcheri (Belcher's lancelet)
Lineage: Eukaryota; Metazoa; Chordata; Leptocardii; Amphioxiformes; Branchiostomatidae
Product: leucine-rich repeat-containing protein 70-like
Exons: 3
Coding region: 1-711 (236 amino acids)
Cellular component (GO): extracellular matrix
Molecular function (GO): protein binding
Source: RefSeq, a predicted model, not a curated record
AUGCCAAGCAACAUAGGACUCACCAGUGUUCCUCAGGAACUGCCUACAUACACCAUCGAGCUUUACUUGGGUUACAACGUCAUCACAACCUUAAGUCAGUCCGACUUCUCCAGCUACAGCAGUCUCAGAGAAUUAGAUCUUCAAUACAACCAGAUCUCCGUAAUCAACAGCAGAGCGUUCUACAGCUUAACCAGGUUAUAUACCCUGGACCUUAGUGGUAACCGGUUAACCAGUCUCCGAUCUGACGUGUUUGAAGGACUUGAUAACUUGCGGUAUCUUUACCUGGAUCACAACAGCAUCAACAUUUUCCCUGAGGCCUUAUCACUUGUAAAUAUUUUAACCAUAACGAUGCACCACAACCAAAUGACCACCCUCCCGUCAACAGCAUACGACAUUCUGGCCUCCAUCUCAUAUGUUGACAUCAGCAACAACCCCUGGCACGGUUUUCUGGGCGUGGCCGUCGGAAUCCUUAUGACUUUGGCCGUUUUCCUUGUCAUCUGGUAUAGAAAGAGAAAGAGAAAAACCAGUCCUGUCCCUGCCCCAGACACACCACAGGUCACAACCAGGGACGGUCAUGACGUCACGGGAACAGGUGCAGCAGAGUCUGAUGACGUAGAGCGUGCCCUUGACCCGGAACCUUGUGACCUUGACAUCGGUUACAGGCUGGUGCGCCCUUCCCUUCCUCCCAUAGAUGGAACAGGUGAUAGUUAG